Molecule: messenger RNA, 1044 nt
Organism: Candidula unifasciata
Lineage: Eukaryota; Metazoa; Mollusca; Gastropoda; Stylommatophora; Geomitridae
Source: the annotation of a GenBank genome assembly
AUGGAGCUGGUGGAUGAAGAGGAUGAGGAACCGGAAAUCAAACCUCAGCGGAAGCCGGUGAACUUCCGCAAAGAAAUGCUUCGUUAUCAGAGCUUAAGGAAUCACAUUAACGAAACCCAGUUUCUGGCUGCAGAAGAGGAUGAGUUUGACGACAAAGACAGUAACAUCUGGAGAAACUUCGUAUCACAAUGUUCCGCCACAUUUCUGGCUGUUUUUGCUGUCAUACCUUCCAGAAACCUACAGACAAGCAUCCACGCCUCAAACGAGUUGGGAAAAAUCUCAUUAGUGUGCAUGUAUGGAUCCUAUAUUAUUGGCUGCAUCUUCACAACGUUUAUACUCAGAAAAGUCAAAGCCAAAUCCUUGCUUCUGGCAUCACUCUUCUUCCAUAUUUUAUAUUCCGUGUCUAAUGUCAUACCUUCUGGUUACACGCUGCUUCCAUCUUCGUGUCUGGUUGGGCUAUGCCAGCCUGCCUUCUGGGCCGUGCAAGACAUGCUUUUGCUGAACUACGGGCUGAAGUAUUCCGCCGCUACUCGAAUGACGCCCCAAAAAGCUCUUCGUCUCUUUCAAACCGUCACUAUCAUCACCAUCCACUCAGCGCAAAUUCUGGGCAACCUGCUGAGCUCUGGCCUCAUUUCCGUAUCUCAAUUCAAAUGCAAUGAAGACUGGGAAAUGAUCAACAAAGCUGCUAAUUCAUCGUCAUCAUCUUCCAGCUCAAAUGCGGAAAAACUUUUGAGAACUGAAAAAUGGACAUACACGCUACCAUUCACACCGCUUCAGGCUCAUAAAACCACCGAGCCGUCCCCGCCAGUAAAUUUCUACCAACUGCUCACCUUGAUAUACCUGUGCAUGAGCGUAGUUGCCAUGGGGGCAGUGUUAAUUUUCUUUGAAAGCCCGGACACUGUCCUUCAGAGGCGUGUCUUGUCUUGGAGAGAGAGGGCCAAGGAGAUCAAACAGUGCGUGUCAGACCCCCGAUGGCUGCUGGCUUGGUGCGCUGCAUCCUAUGUUGGAUACGCCCAGGGCAUCAUCAUGUGUGACAUCUCUAAA